GGACACAACUCCUCCAUUUCCAGAAGGUGGCGCUGUAGUUCACAAAUAUGUCAGCGCCCAUGGAAGGAAGACGGGAAUAGACUCUUCGAUUUUAAUUCCUUUGUAUGAUAUGCUUCUUGCAGAAGACUUUAUCAAGUUUUAAACAAAUUUUCGUAGUAUAAUAAACAAUGGCAGACAACAAAGCAAAAAAUGACUCAGAUGCAGAGAUGGAGACCUCAAUGCCCCUCCCCCAAGUAACUGAGUCCCAGAAAGAACUGGCCUCCCAGGCUAUGUCAGAGUUUGACAAGAAGCAGUAUGGCUCGUGCUGCAGUUUGAUGCACAAGCUAAUUGCCCAAAGACCCACAGACCCAAAAGUUGCCCACAACAAGGCAGUAGCAGAAUUUUUUCAAAGUGGAUUCCUGACCACUGACGAAUUCAGGCAGCAACUGUCCAAAGUCUGUCAAAUGGCUCAUGUCAACAUAGACAACAGUGAAAGCCUGGAAGAUGUUGACCACAGUGUUAUUUACUUCAACCAAGCAGUCAUUCUCUAUCACUUACGUCAGUAUAAAGCUGCCCUCAACAUCCUAGACAAACUCUUCCAGUACAUAGAGCCACUAGAGGAGGCCUUGGCAAAGAAAGCUACAAUGCUGUUAGUAGAACUGUAUCUGUGUACCUAUCAGCCUGAGAAAGCUAUGGGUAUGGUGCACUAUGCAGAGAAGACUGUGUUCACUGCAGGGAAGAAUGCUGGAGAGAAAGAGAACAAGGAAGAUCAAGUGGACGAAGCCUGGAAACCAAAGAUUAGUUUGUACAAAACCCGCUGCUUACUGAUGAUGAAGUCCAUGAAGUCCUGCAAGAGAGAGAUCAAGUCACUGAUGAGCACCCAGGCCAUGAAUACAGCUGUGAUAUACCUGAAGAGUAACUUUGAACACUUGCGAGGGAAUCACAAGAAGGCCAUGAAGAUGCUGGGCUCAGUCAGCACCUCUGAUUUCACGGAGGCCGGGGAGUGUAUGCCAGUCAUGUAUAACAACAAUCUCGGCUGCAUACACUUCCAUCUCAGCAAGCAUCAUCUAGGGGCGUUCCACUUCCGUAAAGCUUUCCAGGAAAAUGAGAAUGCCAUCAAAGACAUCAAACGAGGAGCAGAGCACAAUAAGAAUCUUUCUGGUAAAACACUGAACUCCAUAGGCAUGAGCCGACAUUUUGAGUUGUUAUACAACAUGGGAAUUCAACUGUUGCAUUGUGGGAAGGCCAUGCCAGCAUUUGACUGUUUGGUUGAGGCAGUACAGGUUUUCAGGAGCAACCCUCGCCUGUGGCUGAGACUAGCAGAGUGCUGCAUAAUGGCUAAUAGACAGAAUAAUGAUGAAGACCGAAAGCUAGAAAAGAGGUUAGAGGUCAUUCAGGGAUCAGAUGGCAGUGGAAUUCACAGGAAGCUUAGACUGGGCCCGGGACUCAAAAAAGAUAACCCAAGUCCAGGGACUCCAGCUAUCCCAGCAGCCACUCAUGAGUUUGCUGCGCUUUGUCUGAAGAAUGCGUUACACUUGCUGCCUGAAGAUCCGCUAACAGCGGAGAAAGUGCCCAUUGAAGACUCGGACACAGUAAAAAUCACCCCUGAGAUGGUCCUUGUUCCUGCCCCUCCUGGGAACCCCCUGAAGGCAGCUGAAGUGGCUAGCCUAAGGUGCUCUAUACUGGCAGCUAGUGCAUAUGUGGCACUUUGUCUGAAUGAUUACACACUAGCAUUGCUUCAUGCAGAAAACUUACUUAAACAGCCAAAACUGACAGGGGCCCAAAGAUACCUUGGUCAUCUUUACAUGGCUGAAGCUCAGGUAGCUAUGGACAAGAUUGCAGAUGCCAUCCAACUUCUGAACCCAGAGUUAGUGGUAGACAUCAGCCUGACACUGCCAGAAAACAAGACAGAGCAAGACAAAAGCGAGAGAGACCCAGAAGCAUCUGAAUCUAAAGGUUAUUUUUACCCCUGGUCACCCAAAGAUCUGACACGGGCAAAAGCCAUUGCCCAGUAUAACCUAGCCACUGCCCAUGCCAUUCGGGGGGAAUAUGACAAGGCAGGACAGAAUCUGGGAGAGAGUUCUAGCCGCAUUGGCACCCCACUGCCAGCACAGAUGUAUUUCCUGAAACUUUACCUAGAUUUGAUAGAAGGGAGAAGAAAUAUGGCUCAAGUUGUGAUCAAAGACCACUUUGGACAUGUGACACCUAACCGUGUGGAAAUGAAGAUGAACUCCAAGCCAGGAGUGCCCCGCCCUGAUACUGCAGUGUCAUGAUUCAGUGAACUACAUAUAUAUAAGCAUUGUGAAUAGAAUAAACAGCUAAAAUAGUGUAUCUGAUACAUGAAAUAAAAUUCAUUUCCUGCACUGAGA
Magallana angulata is the source of this 2348-nucleotide messenger RNA. RefSeq names its product CCR4-NOT transcription complex subunit 10-like. Gene Ontology annotation, biological process: mRNA catabolic process; negative regulation of translation. The transcript is spliced from 17 exons. Gene Ontology annotation, cellular component: CCR4-NOT complex. The coding region runs from base 168 to 2252 and encodes 694 amino acids. Gene Ontology annotation, molecular function: protein binding. Lineage: Eukaryota; Metazoa; Mollusca; Bivalvia; Ostreida; Ostreidae. The record is from RefSeq and is a predicted model, not a curated record.